CAUGAAGUCACUGUCAAAUUUGCAUAGCAGUCGACCGUGCUUUAUUUGCAUACGACAUCACGGCUAUUUGGCUAGUCAAUCACAUAGGCCACGCCCACUUCCGCGCAGUCCGACAGGGAGGAGUUAUUACAAUAGUAUUAUGCCGCAGUAUUUACCGUUCACAACAGUAGGGGUGUUGAGUUUUGCGUUUUAGUAUGGUAAAGCUCAGUUUCAUUUCUAAAUUUUAGACUAAAUUACGUCACUAUGUCUACUUUGUUGAUCUAGCGAACUACCACAUUCUGGCUGUGGGUUUAAUUCAGCCCUUCAAGUUAUGAUCGGCUUUCCCAACAAACGUGAUUUCAUUGUCACAUGAUGUAAACAUGGCUGCAAUGGACUGAUUUCAAGUACCACAGUUUUGCUUUUUUGUUUUUAUUUUUGUUUAUUUUUUUGGGGGGAGAUUUGUGCAUCCUCUGGACUGAGACUAUUUCCAUCAUGAAUGCAAUAGUUGGUCUUUGUCACUUCUGUGAACUCCAUGGACCUCGCACUUUGUUCUGCACAGAGGCACUGCAUGCCCCACUCCCACAGGGAGCCGGGCUUGGAGAUGGCUUAGGACAGGGAGAACAAGCGGAAGAUGAGGAAGGUGGAAUCCAGAUGACCAGCAGAAUCCGCUCCCAUAGUCCAAUAGAUGGAACUGUUGAUUCUAGUAGCCCCGGACCAAAAAAGUCUGAUAUGUGUGAGGGUUGCCGUUCUCUUGAAUCUGGUCAUCCGGGGUACAUUAGCGUUGAUAAGGAGACCUCCAUCAAAUAUGUCAGUCACCAGCACCCAAAUCAUCCACAACUUUUCAGUAUUGUUCGACAGGCCUGUGUUCGUAGCCUUAGCUGUGAGGUAUGCCCAGGACGAGAAGGGCCAAUCUUUUUUGGAGAUGAGCAGCAUGGCUUUGUAUUCAGCCACACAUUUUUUAUUAAAGACAGCUUGGCACGUGGGUUUCAACGCUGGUACAGCAUUAUUGUUAUAAUGAUGGAUCGCAUCUAUCUCAUCAAUUCCUGGCCAUUUUUGCUAGGCAAGAUUCGUGGAAUAAUAGAUGAGCUCCAAGGAAAAGCAUUGAAGGUGUUUGAGUCAGAGCAGUUUGGAUGCCCUCAGCGUGCACAGCGCAUGAGUACAGCCUUCACACCUUAUCUGCAUCAGAGAAAUGGAAAUGCCGCUCGUUCCCUAACCUCUCUAACAAAUGACGAGAACCUUUGGGCAUGUCUGCAUACUUCCUUUGCAUGGUUGUUGAAAGCCUGUGGCAGCCGUUUAACAGAAAAACUAUUAGAAGGAGCACCAACAGAGGAUACCCUGGUACAAAUGGAGAAGCUUGCUGAGCUGGAAGAGGAGUCUGAGGCCUGGGAUGGUUCUAGUGAAGAAGAUGUGAAAUGUAAUACCAAGAAUGACCUGGUGGAAGGGAACAAACUUUCAAAAUGUUCAACUGAUGCCUCCCUGCUGUCUGAGUGUAGUUGGAAUGAAGCCCCUACAAGAUCUGCAGUAUUCCGUUCCCUAAGGCAUAUGAGACAGGUCUUGGGUGCCUCAGCAUUCCAUGUACUGGCUUGGCAUGUACUUAUGGGAAAUCAGGUGAUCUGGAGAGGGCAUGACCAGGAUCUUAUUCAGUCUGCUUUUGACGUUCUAAAGGCCAUGCUGCCUGUGGGGUGUGUACGGAUCAUCCCAUACAGUGACCAGUAUGAGGAGGCCUAUCGCUGUAACUUCUUGGGGCUGAGUCCUGCUGUACAAAUUCCACCACAUAUAGCAUCUUCAGAGUUCUAUGUUUUAGUGGAUGUUCGUGCAGCAACCCGAUCAAACCUGUAUCCAGUUCUGUUUGUGGAUGAUGGACCACUGAGCAAGUAUGAAUUUGUAGUUACAAGUGGAAGUCCUGUUGCAGUAGAUCGAGUAGGUCCCACCAUUUUGAGUAAAAUUGAAGCGGCCCUCACAAAUGAGAACCUUUCUGUUGAGGUUGUGGAUCAGUGCCUGAUAUGCCUCAAAGAAGAAUGGAUGAAUAAAGUGAAAGUACUUUUCAAAUUCACUAAAGUUGACAGCCGACCAAAGGAGGACACUCAGAAGCUGCUGAGUAUCCUUGGUGCUGCAGAGGAAGACAAUGUCAAACUACUAAAGUUCUGGAUGACUGGACUCAGUAAGACAUACAAAUCACAUUUGAUGUCAACAGUUCGCAGCCCUGUCUCAUCUGAAUCUCGAAAUUGACAGUUAACUCAAAUCCAAAGAUAAAUGAACUAUGAGGCAUACAGCUUAUAACAGAAUUUUGGCUUGCAUAGUGUCCUUUGUGGAUUAAUGACCCUAUGUAUCACACCUGGAGUUUAAGCUCAUGCCUUCAGAUUGACCUCCGAACUGAAGAAUGUUACUUAAAAGAUCAUGUUAAUUUUUAUUUAACUUGUUUAUGAAUAUACUAACAGCCACUGAACCGAAAAAUAGCCUUGUGAAACCUAGCAUAUUGAUCGGAAUGAAGGAACUAACUGGGAUUUUAAUAUGGAUUCUUUUCUCAGUAUCAGAGAUAUCCGAGUGUAGUUAACAUUUUCUGUUUAAUAGUUUUUGAAGUGUGAAAAUUCCUGCUUUUUUCAGCAGUGUUAUUCUUUAAUACUUGCUGUAAAUUUCUAAGGAACAGUUGCGUCUUUGUGGCUAAUAAAUGUGUACAGUAUCCAAAAACUAAAUUUGUGAAAAAAAUAAAAUAUAUAUAUAUAUAUGAAUGAUGGUGUUAAUAUCUAUGCUAUAAAAAAUGCAAUGCAAGACUCUGUUUACUAUCACAUAAUUACAUUAUUUAAUAUUUGUCAGUUUCUUUGUAGCUAAUAUGAAUGUUAGUACUGUAAAUAGUAUAUAUUUUUGUCAUUGUCCAGGAAUUCUGUCUGAUUUAGUUUCCAAAGCCUAAACUGUGUAACAGCUUACAAGACUACAGACAUAUGUCUGCUGUCUUUAUACUUUUAGCUUCUUGGUAGAUUGUAAAGAACUUGUUCUGUUACAUUACAUCUCAUUACAUUACAUCUCCUAACAGAAUGGUCCAUGGGGAACACUUUUAGUCUGAAAAAAGGAGGCUAGAGUCUGGUACUUACUUAUGUAUCAUGAAGGGGUCCUGUUGGAAGCAAGAAUUUUAAGAAUGUGGAAAUUAUUACAUUUUUGUAUAAUUUUUGCCCAUGCUGUGCCACAUGGUGAUGCAUUUAGAUUGCCUUGCACUCUCACAAGCAGAUGUUUCUUAUGUUUUUCAUGUUUCCCUGUUGCAGGCCUGACUUGUGGGAUUUCCUGCCUUGGAAGCCCUUGGCCAUCCUGACUACCAGAGAAUUAUUUUGCUCUCCUCCUGAAGCCAGCAGACACCCUAUCUGAUGUCACUAUGUUUCAGUAUAAAGGGAGUUGGCCGGCACCAUGACCUCCGUUCUUUCUUGCUGUUGUAGCCUGAAGCAGAGUGUUAGUCAGUGCGUUGGUUGGUCGGUCCUCAACUGAGAAAGAAGACGUCUAAUGAAUGCUAAGUACCCUGUUGGGGAACUUUUCGUGUGCUUUUUGACUGAUGUCAGAAAAAGUUAAUAACAGUCUCCACUGUGGAGGACUUUCAUUCUUUUUGUGCGACUUUGGGUCCUGAACAUGAUAUUCCUAACUCUUGGUUUUGUGCUUGCUUUAAUAGCAAAACUAUCAAGUGCAGAGCUGAGAUUCUAGCUAAACAUUUCAGUAAGUCAUCAGGGCAUUCGAGUACCAUGUUGUCUGCCAGUUGAGAUGAAGUAAAUCUCCCUCGAUGGAAAAGGUAAAAGCACUUCAGAUUUAGGGCCUCAGACGACACUCAUUCACCAUCAGCCAAUCCUCCUAGGCUUGUGAUUGUCGAAGAAGGUGAGACACCUUUGCAGACCCUUUGACAACUGAGUUAGAGACACAGACCUCUAUCGAGGCCCAUUUGGAGUCCAGUACGCCUCUGGGUUCCUCUACUUCCUUACAAGCUGAAGGACUUGGCUUGUUGGUUGGGUCCAGGACCACUUUGUGGGCUCCGGGUUCCAAUGACCACUCUAAAACUGAUGACGGCUCUUCACAUAGUCAGGUGAUCACCUCAGCCUACCACUUGCUGGAGUCAGUUGUUCGUCCAGGUACUAGUGCAGAGGUCAGCCUCAGACAAAAACCUAAGGCCUUUCACAAAAAAAAAAAGCUACACUCACCUUACCUCAGCCUAGGCCUAACAGCUCCCACUCUCAGGCCUACCAACAAGACCCUCCCUCUGAAGCAUCCCCUGGUAAAAGAAAGAGGGAUAUCCCACCACAGGAGUUUUCUGACUCUUUUGACUUGGAGGAUGGACUUGAUCAUAAUGAAUCCACCUUUAAGGAGGGUGCAUCUAUUGCUUCCUAUGAGGAUUCUUAUUCUGAGGAGAGCCUUCCCUCAGCCAUUCCCCUGAAGAUAUUUCCUUUGAGGAAAUAUUGCAUACCCUGAGGGAGCACUUCAAAUGGGAAACUCAGGACUACUGCCAGUCCAAGAAGAGGAUUAGGGAAUUCCUAAAUCUUCCUGAGCAAAACCCUUUGCCAUUCUUCCAGUCUUAGAGGUGGUGGACAAUGUCUUCCUGGAUUCCUCUUCACAACCAGACUGUUUCCCCCCACCUCCACCCCCCAGCCCCUUGAAAACCUGAUAGAUUCCCACAAACACUUUUUUAAGAACCCUGUGAAAGGUCUUGAUGUGGUGACUCAGUGCUUUAAGGGAGCAAAAUCUAGCUCUUCAAAAAAUCUUUUACCAACAGACAAGACAGUUUUGGAAAUAAGGUCUACACCUCUGCUACCGUUGUCAUGAGUGCUUUGAGCUGGAAGUUUCAUAUGGUGAAGUACAAGGAAACUGUUUUUGACCAGAAGAAACAAAAACUGAUGGGGACUGAAAAUAAGGACAUAUCAAAGGAAUUAAUGGAUUUAUGUAACUCCUCCUCUCAGGUGGCUAAGCACUCACUGGACUGCGGCUGUGAUGCCUUGGAAGGCUCCAGCAGGGCAGCAGCCACAGUAUCCAUCAUUAGAAGAUAUGCCUGGCUGAGGGAGCAGACCUUUCCUGAACAUGUGUCAGAUCCAGUCUCCUGGAUGCCCUUUAGACAAAGGCUUUCUUUCUGGUCCUAAGGCUGAGGCUGUCCUUAAGAAAAUGGAGGAUAGUGCAAAGUCCAUGCAAACCGUCAAGGACUUCCUUCUAGUCUAACCUCCUCAUUUAAGCCAGAAUUACCCUACCCAACAUUGGUGGGCUGGAAAGGAGACCUUGCAGAGAAAAGAGUCAAAGACAGCACCAGCAGCUUAGACAGUGGCAAACAUACCCCAAUAGGCGUGUGGGAUCCUGUUCUAAGGGACCUUGCAGGAGGCAACCAUGACUAUUACAUGGCACUCCCUUCCCCCAUCCCCUACCUCUCUUCCUCACUCUCACUCUAGGCUGAGGGGGAGACUUUCCUUGUUCCUCAAGAAUUACUAGGGACCUAUGGGUUCUAAAUAUCCUUCAAAGAGGUUAUAAACUCAUGUUCAAUCAACCCUUGCUUCCUUCAGGCUUCACAGAUAUUUCUCCAAACCAAAAGGCAGAGGCCUUAACCCAAAUAGAGCUUCUGUGCCCUCAAGGCUCUGUGGAACCUGUACCGAACUCUUUACAAGGAAAAUGUUUUUAAUCCAGACUUUUCCUAGUCCCUGUAAAUGAAGGUAACUGGAGGCCAAUUCUAGACCUGUCAAGGCACAACUGAUUCUUACUAGUUUCAAAAUUCAACAUGCUUUCUCUACAAACACUACUGGCCAUGAUUUUCCCACCAAUGCCUUCAAUGGUAAGCUUAGAUCCUAAAGAUGCAUACCCCAACAUCUCUUUAGAGGAAUCACACAGGAGGUUCUUACACUUCAGAACAGGUAUGAGGCAUACUCAGUUCUGUGCUUUGCCCUUUUGCUUGUCUACUGCACUCAGAGAUUUGACAAAAAUGCCUAGCCCUGGUGAUGGCCUUCUGCAGGACAAAGGGAAUUCAGAUUUACCUUUACUUAGAUGAUUGUCUCAUUCAGGUAACAAGCUUAGAAAAACUCAAAGCAGGCCUGGUUUAUACCCAAAACUUACUGACCUCAGUGGGAUUCACCAUCAAUGCCCAAAAAUCCCAAACAAACCUGACAAACAGGAUUGUGAUUCAGGGAGCUUUUUCUUGACUCUGUUCUUCAGAAGGCUUUCCUCCUACCAAAAAGGCUACCUUCCCAACUCUCUACUUCGAAAAGUUCUUGGUCACGAAAUACCUCACAGCCAGAGAGUAUCUCAGGGCCCUGAGAUACAUGGCCUGUAGCAUUCUCAUGAUUCAUUUGGCCAGACUACAUAUACGAAAACUGCAGUGGUAUCUCAAAAAUGUGUGUUGCCAACAUUCUCAAUCUCUCACCUUCAUAAUAAAAUGGCUUCCUUGCCUCAGGAAAGAGUUUGCCUGGUGGGUCCAAGCAUGCUCCCUCAGUCUGGGCCUUCCCUUCAGGUUCAUUCCUCAGGACCAAACUCUGACCACUGAUGCAUCAGAAAUAGCCUGGGGAGCCCACUACAAUAAAAUGUGGGAAUUGUUCCCAAUGUAGCUAUAUAAUGCAGGAGGAUUUUUUUAUUGUUAGAAGUACAGUACUUAAGAUCCAAGUGCAUUAUAUAUGUUACACUAAACAAGUGGUGUACAUGGCAAAAUGUAAGUUAUGUCCAGCCUUUUAUAUAGGUAAGACUUCUAGGAGAUUUAAGGACAGAGUUUAUGAACACCUGACCAAAAUAAAAAAAAAACAAAAAGAAUAGUAAUGCUUUGUACAGACGUAUUAAUAUAUUUGAAAAUCAUGUGUUUUUUUUUUGGUGUUGAGCACAUACAGAAUGAUAUGCAAGGGAGGAGAAUAAAAGAACAUUUAGACCUAGCCGAAUCAAAAUGGCAACUGAAAUUAAAUACAGCCAAUACUCCAGGGUUAAAUAAUGCUUCUACGAUUAGUUCAGUUUUAAAAUUAAAGUAUUAUAAUGGUUUUUAAUGGGAAGGUUUUUGAAUGUCAAUUGGAUUUAAUUGAUUGUAAUUGAUGACUAUCACAUGACCUUUACUGUGUUUUUAAGUGAAUGGAAUUGUGUUAAGAGUUUGUUUUGAGGGAGUUCCAUUAAAUAGGAAUGAAAACAUUUAACAUUUUAAUAAACGAUACUGCUUGCGUUAA
Molecule: messenger RNA, 7121 nt
Organism: Protopterus annectens (West African lungfish)
Lineage: Eukaryota; Metazoa; Chordata; Ceratodontiformes; Protopteridae
Gene: FLCN
Product: folliculin
Exons: 12
Coding region: 472-2208 (578 amino acids)
Biological process (GO): negative regulation of transcription by RNA polymerase II; positive regulation of GTPase activity; positive regulation of transforming growth factor beta receptor signaling pathway
Cellular component (GO): cytosol
Molecular function (GO): GTPase activator activity
Source: RefSeq, a predicted model, not a curated record